Molecule: messenger RNA, 3306 nt
Organism: Phytophthora nicotianae INRA-310
Lineage: Eukaryota; Oomycota; Peronosporomycetes; Peronosporales; Peronosporaceae
Product: WNK protein kinase
Exons: 1
Coding region: 1-3306 (1101 amino acids)
Biological process (GO): intracellular signal transduction; protein phosphorylation
Cellular component (GO): cytoplasm
Molecular function (GO): protein serine/threonine kinase activity; ATP binding
Source: RefSeq, a predicted model, not a curated record
AUGGAGGAGAGCGACGUAUAUGUGAGGGAGGAGGGCGAUCGACCCAUGGAGCACUCGCCCCGCGGCCGCUACAUCCGCUUUGACAUCCGAUUGGGCACAGGCGCCUACAAGUCAGUGUACAAGGCGUAUGAUACAGACCAGGGCAUUGACGUGGCGUGGAACGCCAUCGACAUCGGUCUGUUGCCCAGUACGGAGAAGACUCGCAUUAUCCAGGAGGUGCAGCUGCUGCAGAAGCUCGAGCACAAGAACAUCAUCAACUUCUACGGCUCGUGGUUCUCCAAGGAGAAGAACCAGGUCGUGUUCAUCACGGAGAUCAUGACGUCGGGGACACUCAAGUCAUACAUCAAACGCGUGCAGUUCAUUAAGUGGAAGAUCAUCAAGCGCUGGUGCAUCCAGAUCCUUGAAGGCCUGCACUAUCUGCACAGUCAGAACCCUCCAGUGAUUCACCGGGAUCUCAAGUGUGACAACAUCUUUGUGAAUGGUAAUACAGGCGAUCUACGUAUCGGAGAUCUUGGAUUAUCGACCCAAUUGGCAGUGGACAAGAGAUCCAAGGCUCAGAGUGUACUGGGCACGCCUGAGUUCAUGGCUCCGGAGCUAUACGAUGAGAGUUACGAUGAAAAAGUGGACGUGUACGCGUUUGGAAUGUGUGUGCUGGAGAUGGUGACCAAGGAGGUGCCCUACUCGGAGUGUAUCAAUCCAGCACAGAUCUACAAGAAGGUUACGGCGGGUAUUCGACCGAAAGGUCUACAACGCGUGGUUAGCCAGGCUGCACGUGACUUUAUCGAGUUGUGUUUGUCACGUGGAAAUGGUCUCGUGGAUGUGACGGCUCAGUAUCUAUUGGAUCACCCGUUUCUGAAGGCACAGGACGAUGAUAACGACAUGGUGGAGUGUUUGGAUGAAGACGAACUGGAGCGGGAAAAUAAAGAAGAACAGCAGCGUUUGGAGAAGGUGGCGGAGGAGUCGUUUGCCGUGGAGUUUAACAUGGAGAGCGGAUCCAAAGGCGGCGCUGCUGUUGUGAUUAGUGAACGACGUAAGCAAUUCCCUUCGCUCUCGUUAGAGCCGGAAGAAAUGUCUGCAGCGUCCUCGGCGAGCGGUAGUGCGUCGGCACCUGGUAGUGGUGGCAGUGUCAUUGCGGCUGCCCCAGCGGAGGAAAAGACUGCCGGAACACAUCGAUUAAUUCAGGUACCACCAGCUGGAGCACCUGCUCGCGACAGUAUCACUCAACCACCGUCUCCAGUGACUGAUCCAGUGCCAACGGAAGCAGUGGCGCCAGCUCCAGCUCCGGUUCAAACGUCCACUCCACCACCUGAACCAGCCCCGACGUUGACUCACUCGCCGUCUCAGCCUGUUAUCAGCGAGAUGGUUGCUGCUGAUGAGCCUUUGUCGUCUGGGAAGAAGAAUGCGGAUGCACACGUGGAUCGAUUCCUCGCUACAUUGCCUGGCAGUGAGAGUGCAAUCCAGAACACGCGGAUAAACAUCAUGGGAGGGAGAGGACAACGACUGGAUUUGGAGAAUGACACCACGCCAGAAUAUGCUGAAAGUCCUGCGGAGUCACCGGUGGCCAAUGGAAAAGAAACACCAGAACAUUCACAGUCUUUCACUGGAGAACCUUCAGCACUGCCUGCACAUGUGGCUAAAGUUGAGCCUCCUAACUCAGCUCCAGGUCUUUUGACACCAUCUCAAGCUCCUCAAGCCCAAGUGCCGGCAAUGCAGCUCCCUGAGCCUGUUGUGGAGCCUCAGACUAAUCUCGUCCGCCGGGCGAGUAUCCAUGCACCAUCCGAUGCAGCUGUAGCAGCGGCAGUGGCUGCUGCUGCAUCGGAAGCUGUUGCUCCUGUACCCAGUCAACCGUCUCCACCACAGCCGCCUCCACAAGUGCCCCAGCCAACUGCACCGCCGCCAGCAUCAAAUAAUGCAGGUGCUACUGCCCGAAAGCGCGUAAAGCGACACGAUAUUAAGGCAGCCAAAGACCCUGACAACGAGCACAGCAUCCUACUGAAUCUGCGCAUCAUGAUCGACGGCAAGUCGAAGGAAAUCAAGUUCCCGUUCAACUUGUUCGCUGACAGCCCACAUGAAGUUGCGUGCGAAUUGGCUGUGGACGUUGGAAUCCUGGAGCCGGAUCUUGAAGAUAUCGCCGACUCGAUCCGCUUCUUGGUGACGGAGGGCAAGAUCAACAACCUCUCGGAUGUGCAGGAAGACGUGUGGGAAGAAGCGCCGGAGCCUCAUUCCUUCUCGUCCAAGCCGUUUCCUAACGUAUCCAAGAUGUCGUUCGUGCACGUGCCUCAUGGAGCGUACCAGCAGCAAGCGUUUAUGAUGGGUGCUGCUGGUUUAGAACGUACACAGAGUGCUUCAAGUGUGUCUACUUCAGGAAUGCCGGCUUCGGUGCUUCAGAGUGUGUUAGGCACAAGUGGAACUACGGUUUCUGCGCCGGCUGCUGUACCCCCGGAGUUGGUGAUACCUGGAUCGCAAGAGGCGCCGAAUACUGCGAAUCUGAAUGAUCCAUCGUCCACCUUAAUGGUGCUCGAUGGCAGCAUUCCACUGAAUAGCAGUAGUAGUAGUAGUACAACUUCGCUGCCAUCGUUCCCUAGCAAUGACGUGGUUCGAUCGCCGCCACGUCCUGGUUUGCCACACACUGCAAGCGAGUCAACGCUAACCAAGGAAGCGUGGCUGAAUCUCUUGGAGAUGCGUGCACGUGGAGCCUCGAUGGGGUCGAUCACCGAUCCAACGUACGUCCAGCAGAUGCACCAGCUCGAGGACCGUUUGAAGAUGGCACGAUCUUCGUUUAACGAGCAGGAAUCCUCACUGGAAGCAGCGAUCCGAAGUGAGGAGGAGAAGCACCAGCGUGAAGUGGAGCGUUUCCGAAAGAAAAUGGAGGAAUUCGACAAGCAGCGAGCUGCUAUCGCUCGACAGCAGAAUGGAGAAAGCGCCGUGUUUAGCGACGCCAAUGGCUCAUCGACUGCAUUGGAUGAAAACCUACGAUUGCUUGCUCAAGGAGAGACGAUACCCAACGCCAAUAUGCAGAAUCCCUCGGCGAUGCUCGUGGAAUUUGACAAUGACGUGGGUCUUCCAGUCGAUGGAUCGGAUGAGGAGCCGUCACCGCCGCCUUCUGGAGCGACAUCGACGACUACUGUGGCUAGGCUAGGGAACGCAAGUACUGAAGCUGCAGCACGUCCACUGUCGGUGCCUGUAGACGAAUUGAUCCCGGAAAGCUAUUUACAAUCAGCGGCACUAUCGACAGCAGCAACGGACACGGCGACCACGACAGCAACAGCACCGACUCCCAGCCAGCCGAAGCCUGGGCAGGCGUAG